Molecule: messenger RNA, 1983 nt
Organism: Moneuplotes crassus
Lineage: Eukaryota; Ciliophora; Spirotrichea; Euplotida; Euplotidae
Source: the annotation of a GenBank genome assembly
UCUUAAGAGAUGGAAUCCGAAAACCAGUUAGAAGGCAUUGUGAAAGAGAUCUUUGACGCUCACCAACAACUAAGAAAAGAUCCCAAAAGCUUUAUCCCAGUGCUAGAAAACAUUAAAAGUCAUUUUAAUGAGGACGGAAAGCUACUAGAACUUCCAGGAGCAACUCCUGUAAUGCAUCAUGAAGGAGUCAUUGCAUAUAAUGAAGCUAUAAAGUUCUUGAAAACUCAAAAGCCAGUCAUAAAUGAAUUCUACUUUAAUGACCUGCUUCAACAAUCAGCCAGAGAUCAUGCAAAUGAUAUUGGUCCUAAAGGGAUGACCGGUCAUACAGGCAGUGAUAAGAGCACUUAUGGAGAAAGAAUCGAAAGAUAUUGUAAAUGGGGAGGUGCAAUUUAUGAAAGCAUUGAUUAUUCAAGAUGUGAAGUCACUGGAGAGCAUGUCGUCGCCAAGCUAAUCGUUGACGAUGGCAUUAAGUCAAGAAACCAUAGAAAAGUUAUCUUCCAGGCUGACUACAAGCAUAUUGGUAUUGCAGAAGCAGACCACACAGAAUUCGGAAGAGUCAUUGUUAUUGACUAUGGAGCUCAAAUUAUCUCUCAUAAAGAUUACGAGGAGAUGCAGAAGAAGCCUACUAUUGAAGAACUUAAAAAGGAAGCUUCUGUUGAUAUCAGUAAAAUAAGCUGGCCUGAAGUUUCAAGGAAAAUUGCUGAGGAAAUAAAUAAAGUGAGGAAAAAUCCUAAGCAUUUAAUCAAACAAAUGGAAAGAUCUUUAAGCAUGUUCAAGAAAUACAAAAUCCUAUCUGUCCCUGGAAGAGAAACACGAGAAUUUAAAGAAGGAGCUCCUGCAUAUAUCGAAGCUAUUGAGUUUUGAGAUAAACAAACACCUGUAAAAGAAAUAAAAAUAUCUCAACAUUUAAAGAAAGCAGCCAAAGAUCAUAUCAAAGACCUCGAAGAAACAGGAAAGUUAGCACAAAUUGGUAGUGAUGGAAGCACUCCCAAAGAUAGAAUGGAAAGAUACACUGGAGUUGAUGGUCUCUGGUCUGAAAAUCUCAUCUUUGGUGGUUUCAAGCCUCGAGAAAUUGUUGAGUAUAUGCUCGUUGCUGAUGGUGAUAGAAGCAGGGGUCUUCGUAAAAAUAUAUUCAACCCUAAGCUCAAGUUAAUGGGUGUUGCAUGUGGGCCCCAUCCUGCAUCAGGCUCUGUCACAGUUGUUGAUUUCGUGACCAAAGAAAUCGGAGUUGGUGAGAUGCCUUCGAUUCAGAUUGAAAGUACUGAUGAAAUACCUGAAGAACUGCAGAAGAAACUCGACGCCAUGGGUAUCGGUCACAAAGUCACAGUUGCUAAAGGUAAAGGCACAACUGUCACAUCUGUCAAAGAACAGGAAGUUGUCAACAAGAAUGGUCAGACUGAAACGAACACAAAAACCCGGCCUUGGACAGCUCGUCCGACCAAAGCCAAAUCAGCUGCACUUGAAACCAAACGCACCACUAAGCCAAAGCCAGCACAGAAGAAACCAGAAAUUCCAAAGUUCGGUAGAAAGAAAGCCAACACACUCUCCAAAGCUCAGGGCAGUGCAGCUCCGAAAGCUGCACAGACUCCGCAGCCUGCGAAGCUUAGAAAAGGAGUCUCAGCGAGGCCUGGUGUUGGAGUGCCCACAUCAAAUAUCAAGAGGCCUGCUGCUCAGGCUAGAAGAGGCACCGCUAAAAAGCCAGGCACAGCUGUGACACGUAUUGAAGAGUCCAAGUAUGAGCAGAUGCCUGACAAAGUCAAGCCCGAAGACCUUGAAGUGUUCAGUGACUACUCAUACGACAGAGACACAGAUGUCGAUAAGCCAGAGGGGUUGAAGAAGGUGACCUGAACCACACAGAUCUUGGAAAAGGAUGAGAAAAGGGAGAUGAUAAUACGCAAGCAGUACUAUUUGGAAGAUGGAACAGAGCUGAGAGUGAAGAGCAUCCUACCUGUCAAGAAGAGAGAUAAGGUUUCUUCUGAGUAA